This is a messenger RNA of Phymastichus coffea, 642 nucleotides long. RefSeq names its product selenoprotein M-like. Gene Ontology annotation, cellular component: endoplasmic reticulum lumen. The transcript has 4 exons. Lineage: Eukaryota; Metazoa; Arthropoda; Insecta; Hymenoptera; Eulophidae. Gene Ontology annotation, molecular function: oxidoreductase activity. The record is from RefSeq and is a predicted model, not a curated record. Bases 267 to 611 code for a protein of 114 amino acids.
GCUAUAUAGCGGCGGAAAGCGAAACGCGUGGUUCGUCGAUCGCCAGCCAGAAAUCAAAGCCGACCGAUUGUCCGCGCAAGAGCGAGACAGUCGCUGUAUUGAUCAGCUGUGUGAGAGGCGGUGCAGCCCUGGAAACAGAUGAUUGCGACGGCACACCCACGCGGCCAGCCGAGUCGGACGCAUUUGUGUGGGUAAAAACUACGUGGCCCUGUCACCCAUUGUUCCGGCGUUCUCUCGCCCUCGACUCUCUUUUUUUGCUAUCGUCAAUGCGUUUCGCCAUGAGGCUCGCCGUUCUCGCGAUCUUACUAGGCUGCAGCGUCACCUUCGCCAGCGAAGUCAAAUAUUCUCGCGCCGUUGUCGAGAGCUGCAAGGGUUGCCAGUUAAAUCAGUUGCCCGAAAUCAGGAAGUUCAUAUUCGAAGAUCUGCCUCAUUAUGAAAAUGUCGAAUACAAGCACAUUCAGGGUGAACCUCCGGAAUUAGUUCUCUAUGAUCGUUAUGAUGAGGAAGUGGAACGAUUGAAGCUGGCCAAAUUGACGCGCGAUGAGUGCAACGAACUACUCGUGUCCAAGGGAUUCAAACGCUCAUCGUCAGCAGCCAAGGACGAGAUGUAAAUCCACCAUAGAUUUGUCAAUGCCGCAUGAU